AUGGCCGGCUACUGCUGCGGCUCCUCCUCCCUCCCUCGUCCCGCCGCCGGGAACGCUGCCUUCCGCCGGCGGGAGACACGGACGAGGAACGCUGUCAGGUUCCGCCGCCCCACCGUGGUCUUCAGCGCCCUUUCCGAUCCCUUCGUGCUCGAAAUCGCGGAGAAGCUGGAGGAUUCCCUCUCUGUGAACGCCGGCGACUGUGCUGUGCCGCUGCAGAAGCUGCGGGACGUCUCCUCUCAGUCGCUGCUCUCCAGGUCAUGGCCCUCCCUCAAGGACGAGCCAUUCCGCUUCACCGACACCUCCUUCCUCCGGCAGUCCAGGAUUCUCCCCGUCUCGGUACCCCCUUCUCCCUCUCUGGAGCUUCCGGUCAUGGCCGGCGGAUCCGUUUCCCCGCAUGUCCUCGUCGUCGUCGAUGGCCGUGUUGUUCCUUCUCUCUCCGAGCUCUCCUCGCUCCCCGAGGGCGUCUACGUAGGGGGAGUCUCUGAUCUUCCGCCGGGGCCUGCGUCGGAGAGAGUCCUGGAGGUGCUCGCGCAGGGCGACGCCUUCCACGGCGGCGACCUCUUCUGGGACAUCAAUGGAGCCGGAGCUCCUGAUUUGUCCGUGGUUUACGUGCCGGCUGGUGUCAGAAUCGUCGACGAGCCGCUGUUCUUGCGGUUCUUCUCUAUGGAAGGGGGCGAGAUCGGGACGAAUUCCCUCUUCGUCUCAAACCCUAGGACGGUGGUGGUGGUGGAGAAGGGAGCGGAGCUGGCGAUCGUGGAGGAGCAUUUGGGGAUCGAUGGCAGCGACAGCAAGUGCUACUGGUCCAACUCCGUGAUGGAAAUCGUGGUCGGCGAUGGCGCGACGCUUUCUCACUCCUAUCUUCAGCAGCAAUCCCGAAAUGCUGCUCACAUCAAGUGGACCUUCACCAAGCAGGUGAGUCGCUCUCGCGAUCUUCUUCGCUCGCUGUCAUCUCAAUCGAUUGCAUCCUCUUGAACUUCUGGCUUCUCCUCAAGAACGUGCGAGGAACCCUAGAAACAUCAUUCUGGUUACUAUAAUUGGCGGAGGAUAACAGCGUGAUCAUCUGCAGGAAUCAUCCAGUGUCUAUGAGCUCACCGAGGUGAGCACCGGGGGGAGGCUGGGCAGGCAUAAUCUGCACGUCCAGCAGAUGGGGCCGGACACUAGGACGGAGCUCUCGACCUUCCAAAUGUCCCGAAGCAAUCAGACCCAGGAUCUGCACAGCAAGCUGGUCCUGGAGCAUCCUCGCGGGUUCUCCCGGCAGCUCCACAAGUGCAUCGUCUCCUAUUCCUCCGGGCAAGCCGUUUUCGACGGGAACGUCAAGGUCAACAGGUACGCGAGAAGAGAACCACCUGCUCCAUGAUUCAUCUCCUUCCCCGGUAGCAUAAUCGUGCUCGACCUAGGAAUUCUCUCAGCUAUUGGAUUUGGAGAUCUUCGAAGAGUGAGGGAUUCCCUUGUAGUGCUGUUGAUGCAGAAGCUUUCAUCUCAUGAACUGCACGAGUGCUAGGGUUUUUCAGAAGGUUGCUGAUCAGCUUCCUCGUCCUCCUCCUUAACCUGGCAGAUACGCGCAGCAGACCGACGCCGGGCAGCUAACUCGGAGCCUCCUCCUGGCGCCUCGAGCGACCGUCAACGUGAAGCCCAACCUGCAGAUCAUCGCCGACGACGUCAAGUGCUCCCACGGAGCCGCCAUUAGCGACCUCGAAGAGGACCAGCUCUUCUACUUCCAGGCCCGCGGCAUCGACAGGGACACGGCGAGGGAGGCCCUCAUCUUCUCCUUUGGGGCGGAGGUCUUGGGCCGACUGCCCUACGAGUCCCUCCGAAAGGGCGUUGCCAGUCAUAUCAAAACCUUGCUGUCCGCCAAAGAACCCUAA
Molecule: messenger RNA, 1865 nt
Organism: Spirodela intermedia
Lineage: Eukaryota; Viridiplantae; Streptophyta; Magnoliopsida; Alismatales; Araceae
Source: the annotation of a GenBank genome assembly